Messenger RNA from Talaromyces proteolyticus, 868 nucleotides. Its product is annotated as CAP domain-containing protein. The coding region runs from base 140 to 868 and encodes 242 amino acids. The record is from RefSeq and is a predicted model, not a curated record. Gene Ontology annotation, cellular component: extracellular region. The transcript has 2 exons. NCBI's taxonomy places the organism in Eukaryota, Fungi, Ascomycota, Eurotiomycetes, Eurotiales, Trichocomaceae.
GUCUAAGUCGUUCAAUGACUGUACGCAAAGGGUGUCGAUUCUUCAUAAUUUUUUGAUCUGGGCCAGACAAAACAACAUCAAUCUCUUAUGAAAAAACUUAUCCUCACUACAAAAAAUAUGUAGACAAAAGAAUCAGAAAAUGUCAAGGCUUGCUUUAUUCUUCCUUGCUACGCUCCAUCCUGUCUGCGGCUUCAGCCAAGAUCCAACAACUCUAACCCGCCAAUCUACAGCAACCCUACAGGCACGAGACGUCGUUUACUUCACUACAAUAGUCACCGUAACAGCACAGCCGGCACACUCGACUACAUCGCCCUCAUACACCAACUCCACUCAACUCCAACUCGACUCUCUGACCCAAACAAACUUCUACCGCCAACAACACAACGCCUCGGCCUUAACAUGGAAUACCACCCUCGCUUCCUACGCCCAGAACUGGGCUGACCAUUGUAACUGGAAACACUCCGGUGGCCCCUACGGCGAAAACCUCGCCGAGGGCUUCUCCAACACCACCUCUGCCAUCGACGCAUGGGCCCGCGAAAGCACCGACUACUCGUACACCAAACCCACGGGGUUCAGUGAACAGACGGGCCAUUUCACGCAGUUGGUUUGGAAAGCUACGUCGCAGCUGGGCUGUGCUGUGGCGGAUUGUUCGCGGAAUGAUGAGACGUUUCAGGAGAAUGGGGGUGAGGCGUUUGGGUGGUAUUUUCUUUGUGAGUAUUGGCCGCCGGGGAAUGUGGGAGGGGAUGAUGAUGAGUAUUUCAAGGAGAAUGUUGAUCCGGUCGUGGAGUCGGGGGUGAUGGAGGGUAGGUGUGUUGGGAGGGUGGUUUGGGUGGCCGUUGUUGUUGGUGUUCUUUGGCAGGUGUUAUGA